Molecule: messenger RNA, 1352 nt
Organism: Chrysochloris asiatica (Cape golden mole)
Lineage: Eukaryota; Metazoa; Chordata; Mammalia; Afrosoricida; Chrysochloridae
Gene: PSEN2
Product: presenilin 2 (Alzheimer disease 4)
Exons: 10
Coding region: 6-1352 (448 amino acids)
Biological process (GO): Notch receptor processing; amyloid-beta metabolic process; intracellular signal transduction
Cellular component (GO): lysosomal membrane; ciliary rootlet; neuromuscular junction
Molecular function (GO): aspartic endopeptidase activity, intramembrane cleaving
Source: RefSeq, a predicted model, not a curated record
GGGUCAUGCUCAUGUUCAUGGCCUCUGACAGCGAAGAAGAAGUGUGUGAUGAGAGGACCUCCCUGAUGUCAUCUGAGAGCCCCAUGCCACGCACCCACCAGGAGGACAGGCAAAGUCCAGAGGAUGGAGACAAUACUACCCAGUGGAGAAGCCAGGAGACCGAGGCGGACUGUGAGGAGGAUCCUGAUCGCUACGUCUCUAGCGGAGUGCCUGGGCGACACCCAGGCCUGGAGGAAGAGCUGACCCUCAAAUAUGGGGCCAAACACGUGAUCAUGCUGUUUGUGCCUGUCACACUGUGCAUGGUGGUGGUGGUGGCUACCAUCAAGUCAGUGAGCUUCUACACAGAGAAGAAUGGACAGCUCAUAUAUACGCCAUUCACUGAGGACACGCCCUCAGUAGGCCAGCGCCUCCUCAACUCUGUGCUCAACACACUCAUCAUGAUCAGUGUCAUCGUGGUCAUGACCAUCUUCCUGGUUGUGCUCUACAAGUACCGCUGCUACAAGUUUAUCCAUGGAUGGCUGAUCAUGUCCUCCCUGAUGUUGCUGUUCCUCUUCACCUACAUCUACCUCGGGGAAGUACUCAAGACCUACAACGUGGCCAUGGACUACCCCACCCUCUUCCUGACCAUCUGGAACUUCGGGGCAGUAGGCAUGGUGUGCAUCCACUGGAAGGGCCCCCUCUUGCUGCAACAGGCCUACCUCAUCAUGAUCAGCGCGCUCAUGGCCUUGGUGUUCAUCAAGUACCUCCCGGAGUGGUCCGCCUGGGUCAUCUUGGGUGCCAUCUCUGUGUACGAUCUUGUGGCUGUGCUGUGCCCGAAAGGGCCACUGCGGAUGCUGGUGGAGACUGCCCAGGAGAGAAACGAACCCAUUUUCCCUGCUCUGAUAUACUCUUCUGCCAUGGUGUGGACAGUGAGCAUGGCCAAGCCAGAACCCUCCUCUCAAGGAGCCCUCCAGCUCCCCUAUGAUCCAGAAAUGGAGGAAGACUCCUAUGACAGUUUUGGGGAACCCUCAUACCCAGAAGUAUUUGAACCGCCUCUGCCUGGCUACCUAGGGGAAGAGCUGGAGGAAGAGGAGGAAAGGGGUGUGAAACUCGGCCUUGGGGACUUCAUCUUCUACAGCGUACUGGUCGGCAAGGCAGCAGCCACAGGCAGUGGAGACUGGAACACCACGCUGGCCUGCUUUGUGGCCAUCCUUAUUGGUUUGUGUCUGACCCUCCUGCUGCUAGCUGUGUUCAAGAAAGCACUGCCUGCCCUCCCCAUCUCCAUCACGUUUGGCCUCAUCUUCUACUUCUCCACAGACAACCUGGUCCGUCCUUUCAUGGAUACCUUGGCCUCCCAUCAGCUCUACAUCUGA